AUGCGCGUGCAACUUUCACCGGUUGUUCCUGCUGUGUUUCGUGGGCGUCCGCCUGUGAUGCCAUCCCCUGUUGUUGCCCCUGCUUCCGUGCGUGCCUCGCAUGGGGGGGCCCUGGCGCCGUCGUGGCUGCGGAUACAUGUGGUCGUGCUAACUCAUCCCUUGAACGUACCGCGGAUUCCCAUUCAGGAGCGUUCCUACCGUCUUGAGUAUGGAAACGUGAGCGUCGCGUUAGGUGCUAGACUCAACUCAGUCUGUUCCUUGCGUCCCCACGAUUGGCCCAAUAACACCCUGUCCCAGUUGACAAGUGGAAAGUCACCUCUGAGUCCUCUCCCCUCCCUAGGGCCCCAAAUUCCAGCCCGGGGCGACUCAAGUGCAUUGCUUCUUUCCCUCUUUCGUCUCCUCGUUCAUCCUCUUUCGCUUGCCUCCCCCGGCCGUUUUGGCACCUGCUCAUCACCUCCCCCUCGUAUCCGAUUCUGGGGGGAAACAGAGAUCGCUUCCAUUCUUUCUUUCCCGCUUCUCGUCUCGCUUCCUCUCGACCUUUUCUCUUUUUCCCCCCCUUCCCUCCUAGGCUUCCCCCUCCCCUCCUCGUACCUCUUGCUACUUACCUUACUGAGCACCAAGCACCGGCCGGCCAGUUUGAAUAAACCUCAGGCUACCUCAGGUUGUCUCUCGAUACCCUCGAAUCCUCUUCUUUUUCUUCCAACACUCUUUUCGUCUUUCGACCUUUCCCACUUGGCUGCUGCGCCUUCUUUGUUAUCCGCCAGACCGCAGUGCCUAAAACGGACGCCCGCCUCCCGCUACCUUAGAAAGGCCCCUACGACGACAUCCUUCCCAAAAUAUUCGACCUCAGAUUCCAUUUCUGCUUCUUCUUUCGCCCAUCUUCGACCCGCAUCGAAACUUUCUCCCGUUUUCGAGCGUCUAACCAAUCCUGACCUCAUUCCGGCCAUCGACCUGUUAUUCGACCUCUAUGAUUCCAACCACCGACCACUUCUUAGGCUCGCCCGACCGUUCAUUCUAUCUGUUGUCGAUUUCCCCAACGCAUACGAGACCUGUAAAACAGCUGCAUCGCAUUGCAUGGGAACUUAA
This is a messenger RNA of Colletotrichum lupini, 1086 nucleotides long. RefSeq lists its product as uncharacterized. The record is from RefSeq and is a predicted model, not a curated record. Lineage: Eukaryota; Fungi; Ascomycota; Sordariomycetes; Glomerellales; Glomerellaceae. Bases 1 to 1086 code for a protein of 361 amino acids. The transcript is spliced from 8 exons.